CCUUUCCUGCCUGCCUCAUUCUUCCUCUGUACCAUUGGGUAAGAAAUGAGUCUCCUAAGGAGACCUUACGCUUACUCAAAGAUGGAGAUGGAAGACCCAGAGGAGAAAGCUCAUCGGCGGGCACAGUUCUUGAUCUACAAGGUAAUGGAACGAGCGGAGGAUUCGCAAUCCCGGAGGCGGCGGCGGCCAUCGGUUCUGAGGAUGAGAAUAUGUAAAUUGAAGGUCAAGAUUGGCAAGAGAUUGAAGACAAUGAGGAAGACUAUGUUCCUCAGUAUCUCUAAAGCUAGAAUUAGCUUGUACAAGAAAAUAAUGGCUCAGUUGAAGAUUCUAAAUCGUUUGCUUCGUGGGGGAGAGGCCAUGGUCAGUCUUCCUCCUCCUCUGUGCAAUUGAGUUUCUUUUUGUUCUUCUCUGUUUCUUCUCUCAUGGGUCUCUUUUCCUCCCCU
Telopea speciosissima is the source of this 443-nucleotide messenger RNA. RefSeq lists its product as uncharacterized. The record is from RefSeq and is a predicted model, not a curated record. NCBI's taxonomy places the organism in Eukaryota, Viridiplantae, Streptophyta, Magnoliopsida, Proteales, Proteaceae. The transcript has a single exon. The coding region runs from base 46 to 390 and encodes 114 amino acids.